AUGGGAGGAAGAAGCAAUGACGCAUCAUCCCUUCCCCCCAGAACUGAACACGCCGCCAUCCCGUCCGUGUUCGCUGCAGCACGGUACAACUCGCUCACGGACCUCCGAGGCACGCCUGGUUCCAGCGCAUUCGCCUUGCCGCCGGCCGCUUUCGCCAAAACCUGGGCGGCGGCGCCGUCCGUUACUGCCCACCGGCGGUGGCGGUCAGUAGAGGAGGUGUGGAAGAGGCCGCGGGAAUCAGAGCCGGGGGAGCAGCAGCACAAGAGCUACAGAGAGCACUUUAAGACAAUGGAGGCUGCUCUUCUUUCGCCUCAAACGACGUCUCGUGUUUUAAAGCCAGGGGAGCAGCAGCAAGAAAGUAGCAGAGCACUUUCUGAGGCACCUCAAAACCAGCAGCAAAAGAGCUACAGAGAGCAGUUCAGGAUGAUGGAGGCCACGCUUCGUUCGCCUCAAAGAGAGCCUCUUGUCUCUGAGGCGCCGCAAACAGCGUCUCGUGUCUUAGAGCAGGGGGAGCAGCAAAAAAAGGGCUAUUGUGCGCACUUCAGGACGAUGGAGGCCGCACUGCAUUCGCCUCAGAAGGAAUCUAUUGUCUCUGAGGCGCCGCAAACUGCGACUCUUGUCUCCGAAGGGGGGGAGCAGCCGCAAAAGAGCUAUAGGUCGCAUUUCAAGAUGAUGGAGGCCGCGCUUCUUUUUCCUCGAAGGGAAUCUCUCGUCUCCGAAGCGCCUCAAACGGCGUCUCUUGUCGUAGAGCCGGGGGAGCAGCAACGAAAGAGCUACAGCGCGCACUUUAUGAUGAUGGAGGCCGCACUUAGUUCUCCUCAAAGGAUGCCUCUACUUUCUGAGGCGCCUCAAAUGGCGUCUCUUGUCCCUGAGGCACCUCAAAGGACGUCUCUGAUUCCAGAGCUGCCUCAAAGGGUGUCUCUUGCCUCUCAUCUGCCUCAAACGGCGACUCUUGCCUGUGAGGCGCCUCAAGGGGCAGAAAAUACCAUCACCACUAGUCAUACAACUGCCAGACCACACACCAUUGGCCGCCUCCCUCCAGUGCCCCGUUGGAGCCAGCAAGGCCAGGCUGAGGCUGAGGCGCAGCUUUCCAGUGAAAGGGACCUGCAGCGCAGCAAUGCCUUGCACGGAUGGGUUAGUGGUGGUGGUGGUGGUGGUAUCCAGGGUCACACUCUCAUGGCAGAGGUGGUAGCGGCCGCACGGAGUUGGGAUGGACGCCUGCUGGCGGAAACUGUGGGCGUGGUGGAUGGGGCAGGGGAACUAAGCGGGGGAAGCAUGGGGAGCGGGGAGAGUUGGGGAAAGGAGGGGAGCGGUAGAGGCGGGGGAAAUAGGGGAAGCGGGGGAAGGGCGGGAAGGGCAAGAAGGGCAGGAAGGGCGGGAAGUUGGCCCAUUUGCUCUAAGGGAAAGGAGGAAGGCGGUGCUGGUGGUGGGAGAAAUCCAAGAACCGCCUCCACGUGGCACGACUGGACUGGCUCGCGGAACUGGCAAGGUCAGCAGCAGCAGCAGGGAGCACAUGCAGAAGAAAUUGCGCCACAGCAAAAUCCUUUACCCCUUCAAACGGCUGUCAAUAAAGGCAAUAAACAUCUGUCGCAAUCCCCUGCCCUCCCUCCCCCUCCCCCUCGCCCUGUUGCCAACGUGCACUCUAGCAGCCCUCAAGGAGCUCUAGAUCUGUACACAGCCUCAGAGCCAGCCGCUGCCUUCUCCGCUGCAGGCGCUGCUGCCUCAACGCCUCUAGCUUCUCCCUUUACAAGCACACGCUCUCUGCGCUACUCACCUGCCAGCUCAACCCAUGCUGCCACCCGCUUCCUAAGCAACAGCCCGCCUGCCCGUCCUUCUCCAGUCACAACUCUCAAUCCCGGACCAGCCAAACGCCCAGCGUGUGCCUCACUGGAUCUCUUUCUUCGGCUAGGGCAGAGCCCGGAGCGUGAAGAGACAGACGAAGCAGAAAAAGAGGCUGCAGGGGGGGAUGAUGAAGGAGGUGUGGGUGGAGCAGAGGAGAAAGAGGGGAUGUCAUCAGGGGAAUUAGUGUCCAUGCCAGGCUAUCACAUGAGCGUAAGUUUCACACUGCCAGCCGUUCCCGAAGGCUAUGCACUGACUCAUGGUAGCACCUGGGCGUGUGAGUUUGCUAAUGCUGCUGCUGCUGCUGCUGCUGUUGCGGCUGCUGCGGCUGCUGCUACUUCCGCUGCUGCUGCUCCUGCUCCUGCUGCCGCUGCUGCUGCAACCGCUGCUGCUGCUGCUGCUCCCGUGGCUGGCACUUCUCUGGGAGUGCAUGGGCGGUAUGCACUGGCACGGGACAGCAUCUGGGAGUGUGAGUCUGCUGGUGCUGCUGCUGCUGGUCCAGAGGGGGACAUUUCCUGUGCUGAGAGCAGAGGCACCAGUGUUCGGAAUGAUUCGUGUCCAUCUGCUGCUGCUACUGCUGCUACUGCUGCUGCUGCUGCUGCUGCUGCUGCUGCUGCUGCUGCUGCUGCUGCUGCUGCUGCUGCUGCUGCUGCUGCUGCUACUGUUGGUGCUGCUGCUGGUACAACUGGUGCAGGGGGGACGAUCUCUUGUUGUGAGAGCAAGGGUGGACGUGUCCAGGAGCCCCAAUCAGCCAGAAGCCCGGCGUCUGGCUCGCUGGAUCCUUCCCUUCGGCUGGGGCAGAGCCCGGAGCAUGAAGAGACAGAGACAGAUGAGAAAGAGGCUGCAGGGGGAGUGAUGAAGGACCUUAUCAACAUCUGGGAGUGCGAGUCUGCUGCUGCUGCUGCUGCUGCUGCUGCUGCUGCUGCUGCUGGUGGUGGUGGUGGUGGUGGUGGUGGUGGUGGUGGUGGUGGUGGUGGUGGUGGUGGUGGUGGUGGUGGUGGUGGUGGUGGUGGUGGUGGUGGUGGUGGUGGUGGUGGUGGUGGUGGUGGUGGUGGUGGUGGUGGCAGUGGUGGUGGUGGUGGUGGUGGUGGUGGUGGUGGUGGUGGUGGUGGUGGUGGUGGUGGUGGUGGUGCUGCUGCUGCUGCUGCUGCUGCUGCUGCUGCUGCUGCUGGUGCAGGGGAAGACAAGGGCGAAGGGACACAUGGCCAGCUUAUCACAGCUGGAAUAAAGCAGCCCUUUAAGGGGUGGCUUGCUGGCAUGUUUGUCAGCUGCCCAUGCCCUCCCCACGUAGAACUGCCCACAUGUACACCUCCUGCUCUGCAGUCCCUUUCUCCUCUGUCUUUGUCUCCUCCCGCACUGGGCUCUGCCCCAGGCGAAGGGAAAGAUCCACUGAGCCACACGCCGGGCUUUUGGGUAAUGGCAGGUUCCUCACAAGAGAUGCGGCUGAAGAGGGAUGAGCGGAAGCGCUGUUGCUUGGGUAGGGAGUGGGGGCAUGGCGGGGGUGGGAAGGCGAGAAGCUCAGACAGGGUGUGCCUUUGA
Messenger RNA from Closterium sp. Naga37s-1, 3378 nucleotides. The record is from the annotation of a GenBank genome assembly. Lineage: Eukaryota; Viridiplantae; Streptophyta; Zygnematophyceae; Desmidiales; Closteriaceae.